This is a messenger RNA of Sphenostylis stenocarpa, 2295 nucleotides long. Lineage: Eukaryota; Viridiplantae; Streptophyta; Magnoliopsida; Fabales; Fabaceae. The record is from the annotation of a GenBank genome assembly.
AUGAGUGAUUGCCCAAGUGCCCUAUCAAAUGUGCUUUCAGUUAAGCCAUGCUAUAAGUUGGGGGUGUUGUUUCCUAAGCUUCCCUUGGAAGAUUUGAACACCAAGCACCUGCGUAGAAUUCAACCAAGUCUCGUAGCGUUUGAACAGAUGGCAUCGAUCACUGCCCCCAACUCUCUCCAAAUUAGAUUGGCUUUCGCUCACUUCAAUACCACCAAAUUAAACCCAGUUCUUUUCCACACGCGCCUCCCCCACGUUGAUCGUCCUCGUCGCGUUUGCCUUUCCUGCGUUGCAAAUCACGGAAACGGAUCGGACUCUGCUUCCGUUCGGGUCGGGUCGGAUGGCUUGUCAGAUUCGGAGAUUAAGAAGAACGACUCGUAUGGAGGAGUUGUCGGAGUGGCUGGUAUUGUUCUUCUUUCAGGGAUUGUUUUUGCGUCCUUCCUUGUAAGCAGGCGAAACUGUGCCAGACAAGUGAAUCCCCUGGCUACACAUCAGGAAGUGCUUUUGUCUUCUGAUGAUUGUAAUGACAAAAUAGAACAUGCAAAUACUGACAACAAGGUGGAGCAAGGAAAUAUUAUUGUGGAAUGUCGGAUAAACAUAUUCGGGGAUUGUUCAUCUUCUGAGUCUGAUAAGUACACUGAUGCCACUACAUACAUAUCCAUUCAAAAAGAAGUGCAGCAUGGAUCAGUUGUUCCCAGUGAGGGCACAGUGGCACUUAAUGAUCCUGAAUCUGAAAAUUCUAUUGAUUCUUCAGAUAGUUAUAGCUUUAGAGAUUUGGAUAGCAGUGUUUUUUUGGAUACAGAAAUCUCUAUUACUGAACUCAAGGAGAACUCAUCCUUUGUUGAACAAGGAAACAUAUCCAACUUUGAUGCAGAACCCCUACCUGUUAUAAGUGAGCAGCGCGAUGCAAUUACUGGUUCAAGUGGCAAUGAAAGUUCUGCUAUUUCAAAUACUUCAAGUUUUGAGACUGAUAAGGAAAGUGUACUUGUCAAUAUUGCAUUCAGUACUCAAUCAAAUGAAAAAACUUCAGAUCCUGAGGUUUUUCCUGAAGAGGAUGAUUCAUCAGUUUCAACCAACGAAAAUCUCGAUCUGAACAACAUGCUACAGGUCAUAGACAAGUCAUCCUUGGAGGAGUGGAACUUGUCAGAAAAUGAGAUAUAUGAAUCUCCAAAUUCUGCACCCUUUUACUCUACUCCUGGUAUUCCUGCUUCAUCAGUAGUUUCUGCCGCCGUACAGAUGCUUCCUGGAAAGAUUUUAGUUCCUGCAGCUGUCGAUCAAGGUCAGGGACAAGCAUUAACUUCUUUGCAAGCUCUAAAGGAUCUUGUUAGUUGGAAAAUGGUCCUUGAGAAAAGACAGCUUCCAGAAACAGAUGGAAAGAUGCUGUACCAACUUUCUGGUUUUAUAGAUGCCGAUAAGAUUCACUCUGUUGCACUCCCUGCACUUGUUGCUGAUGUAUCUACUGGGGCGCAGGGAAUAACAGCUCUUGCAUUUGUGACAAAGGCCCAAGCAGCUGUAGCACUUGCUACUGGAGAUGUUUUUGACUUAAUUAAUGAAGAGCUUGCGCGCAUUGAGGUAGAAUCUAUGGCUGAUAAUGCUGUUGUUUCUCAUAGUGCUUUAGUAGCUCAAGUUGAGAAGGAUAUCAAUGCAAGUUCUGAACAGAAGUUUUCCGUAGAGAGGGAAAAGAUCAAUGUUGUUGAAAGAAUGAGGCAAGCUGAACGAGCUGCUAUUGAAUCAGAAAGGAACGUUUUUUCUAAGUUAAAGCAUGAAGUGGAAGAUCAUCUACAAAACCUUAUUAGUGACAAGGUUGAAAUAGCUUAUGAAAAAGAGAAGAUUAGUAAGCUUCGGGAGUUAACAGAAAAUGAAAAGAAGGAGAUUACACGAUUACAAUAUGAGCUAGAGGUUGAACGGAAAGCUUUGCCAAUUGCCACUGCAUGUGCAGUGGCUUUGGAGAGGGCUAGAGAUCAUUGGGGGAGGAAUGGAAUCAAAGUAGUUGAUGAUGACUUCCGUGAGGACUCUGCAGGGGAGCAGUUCUCGGUUCAAGAAGUUGUUGACCGAGGUGACAGUUUACUGGACAAGCUAAAAAAAAUGGCAGCAGGUAUUGAGAGAAUGGGCGUGUGCAAAACUGGAAAACAAGCAGAAGAAUUGAGAGAAACUGCGAUCUCAAAGGUAGGCAAGUCGGUUCACAAGGUGCAGCAAAGAGACUUGGAAUUUGGAUUUACUAUCAAAGAAGGGGCAGAGCGAAAUGCAGGUGGUUGUAGAGAAGGAUUUGAGAAGCUCACUCAAAAGUUAAAGACUUGA